This is a messenger RNA of Ogataea haglerorum, 1437 nucleotides long. RefSeq lists its product as uncharacterized. The transcript has a single exon. Gene Ontology annotation, biological process: negative regulation of transcription by RNA polymerase II; anatomical structure morphogenesis; cell differentiation. Bases 1 to 1437 code for a protein of 478 amino acids. Gene Ontology annotation, molecular function: DNA-binding transcription factor activity, RNA polymerase II-specific; RNA polymerase II cis-regulatory region sequence-specific DNA binding. The record is from RefSeq and is a predicted model, not a curated record. NCBI's taxonomy places the organism in Eukaryota, Fungi, Ascomycota, Pichiomycetes, Pichiales, Pichiaceae.
AUGGAACAGUUUCAAGUGGACCAGGAUGGCAAGAGAAGCUUGCCGCCCCUUUCUCACAUCAUUCCGGGCCAGACACAACCUCCAAGCCAACAGCACUCUCCCAGCACACACCAGUCAAAUUCAGGGUCCAACUCUCCUCAACCAGAACAGGACAAGCCGGAGCCCAACGAUGCCAUCACCCAUGUUCAGCAGCAUGAUCAAAAGCUUUCCCAGCAGCCUCAGCAUCAAAUGUCGAUCCCUCAACCAUCUCAAAUACCUGUACAAUAUCAGCAGAUCGCAGUCCAGCAACAGUUCCCACAGCAGGCAGCGAUACAGUACCCACAGCAGCUACAACAGCAGUACCUGAUGCAGGCUCUUCAGAUUCCGCCUCCGCCCCAACCGCCACAGCUGGACUCUUCCAAGUUGUUUGAAAAAUGUACCUGUAAGCAGGAAGGAAACCGGAUUCCUAGGCCUCGGAACGCUUUUAUUUUGUUCAGACAAAAGCACCAUCAGGCACUGUUAGAAGAAGGAAACGUGAUAAGGACUAAUCCGGAUGUGUCCAGAGAACUGGGUCGCAGAUGGAGAAACUUGCCACCAGAAGAAAAAGAAUACUGGAAUAAACAGGCCGAGGAAGAGAAAAAAAGACAUGCAGAAAGAUACCCUGGAUACAAAUACACUCCUAGAAGAAACAGUAAAAAGAACUGCCCUCACUGCAGCACAAAACAAGCAAUAAGAAAUCAUAACUUGGCCAUGCAGUCUUAUAUGGCCCAAUAUCCUAAUCAUGCGUAUGCCUUCGCCUUAAACGGCAAUCAAUAUUUCCCCCAGCCAGUGGGUACUGCCAAUGGAUCUGUUUCUCAACAGCAGGCUGUCCAGACAGUGCAACAACAAGCGGCAUCGCAAAUGCCUCAGCAACAGGCCUUGUACUACCAACCGAACAUGGUUGCUAUGCAACCUCAACAGUUCAAAUCAGAUGACAUUUACCCUGCUCUUGCGAGUGCAUCUACAGGGACCCAAAGCUCGAUGAGCCAGCAGCCGAGUAACAAGAACUCUUCAUCUCCAAAUGUGGCGCAACAAUCUGCGACUAUGAAUGACCAAACUCAAUACAUGACUUUUGUCAACCAGGUAAAUGGACAACAAGGCGCAAGAUAUUCUAACGGCCAAGCUCAGCAACAGCAGCAACAAAUAAAGGCUGAGGCGUCGCAGACACCAAAUUACUCACAGAUGUACAUGUCACAGAUGAUGGACACUAAUCAAAUAUACGCGACGAUGAGCAGACAGCAACAGCAGCAACAGCAGCAGCAACAACAACAAAACAUGUACAUGAAUCCAAUGUUCGGCUACGAUUUCCAGCAGAGUGCUCAAGCUCAAGCUCAAGCGCAAGCUAUGCAGAUGUCAUUGCCCUCAAUCAACAAUCUGUCUCUGCCACCACUGAACAUGAACCAAAAGAAUGGAGGCUGA